AUCGUACGCUUUGUGAUGCAACGUAUCGCCAUAUUGUUUGCUACACUACCGCCUUCUGAAGUAAAAAACUUCAGGGUUAUAACCAAGUAUCGUCUCUCCGUUUUCUUGUUAAUGUCCAUGUGAAUUCGUCUUUUUCUCGGGUUACAUUUGCGUCGUAGUGUUGUCCAUUGUACUUUUUAUUUAAAUCACGAACAAAUUUAGCUUCCGUAGUGUUCAUACAAAAGUCGUUGAUGCGCUUUCGUGUGUCUUCAAUAAACGACGUUCAAUCAAGAAUUUCGGAAUAUGGCUGCUGCUGCUGCUGCUGCUCUUCUCGAUGAGCUUAUGGGAAGGAACAGAAACGUUCUUCCCAACGAAAAACCCAAAGAACUUAAUUGGGAGGAUCCUGAGUUUUGCAAAUUGUAUUUAGUCAAAUUUUGCCCUCAUGACUUAUUCGUUAAUACGAGAGCCGAUUUGGGCGCGUGUUCUCGGGUACACGAUGAUGAGGCCAGAGAGCUGUUCGAAAAAGCGCCAUAUUCGUAUCGUAAACAACAGUAUGAAGAUGAAUUUAUUAGGUUUUGUCAAAGUAUGUUGAACGAAGUCGAAAGAAAAAUAAUCAAGGGAAAACAGCGGUUAGCUCUUAUUGGAAGAACAGAAGCGCCUACCUUAACACCAGCACAAACUCAGAGGAAUGAAGAACAAAUUGCACUUUUAACCGAGAAAAUUAACAAGUUAGUAGAAGAAGCAGAACAAAGUGGUAUACAAGGCAACGUAGAACAGGCUCAAGGUUUAAUGAGAUUGUGUGAUCAGUUGAAAGAAGAAAGAGAAACAUUACGAAAAUCUAAUGAUAAUAGUCACUAUAAUCAGACUGCUGAAUUGGCUGCUGCACAAGAAAAACAAAUGGAAGUGUGUGAUGUAUGUGGGGCAUUUCUCAUUGUUGGUGAUGCUCAACAACGAAUUGAUGAUCAUCUAAUGGGGAAGCAACAUGUUGGAUAUGCCAGAUUAAAGAGUGCUCUUCAGGAAAUCAUGAGUAAACGUGAAAAAGCUAGAGAUGAAAAGGAACAAAGGAGAGAAGAAGAUAGAAAGCAAAGAGCACGUGCUAACGAAGAUAUCGAUAGGCGAAGAAGAGACGAUAGAGACAGAGAUCGGGAUCGAGAAAGGGAUAAACGUCGUAGACGCGAUGACGAUAAAGGUAGACACGAUUCAAGCAGCCAUAGAAAUUCUGGACAUAGAAGCAGAAGCAGGUCAAGAGAUAAGCACGACAGGCAUCGAGAUGAUGAUCAUCGACGUCAUGCUCGCGAUAAAGGAAGUCGUGAUCAUCGAAGCUCGAGUCACCACAAUCGUCGCCGCCAUCGAUCCAGAAGUCGAAGUCACAAGUAACUACUCUUGAUUGGUUAGUGAGUGAGAACUAAGCCAGGUAUGCACUAAACAAUAUACCAUAUCCGUCUCAAUUACUAUACAGGUUCUUUACCAGGUGAGUUUCAUUAGAUGCACAUAAUGUAUACAUGAUAAUUAUCUGUAAUUUUGAAGAAUGGCAUAGUCACAGCGAGCCAGUCUCUGGUCCUGCCUAUUAAUCGGAGAAACACUCUUACUAAAUUUCAUACGGACCUGAUUGUACAGCGUUUAAUUUUCAAAGUGACGAGCUUGCUCUAUGUAACAUAUUACCGAAAAAAAGGUGCAUCGAGGUAAUGUCGAGCAAGGAUUAGUAAAAUUGUUCCCAUACGAAAGGUAUUUUUAUCAUGUAGUAUUAUAGAUAUUGUCUACAGAGCAAGAUAGGAGAAGGUAUACCUAUGCUUGCUUUGAUCGGUAUAAUGUCUUCAUAGGGUAAAUCAAUUACAUAUAUGAUUUCAACGACUGCAUAGCUUUUUUUUGUCGAAAAGAAAUUAGUGGUUUAGUGGAGGAAACAGUGCCUACUUCCGUAGACCUGCUACAACAGUGCCCUGUGUGACUGUGACUAUACAAUCCUAGCUUCUACUACGCAUUUCUGAGGUAUUUAUAUCGGAAUGAUAAUACCAAACAUGUCCUUUUAUUAGGAAAAGUUAGACAUUUUCAAUACGGUGAUCUUUAUUUUGGAGCGAUAUUCAAGUGCUUUAAAGUUACGAUAACAAACUCCCGCUCUUACUUUCCUUAUUCCUUGAUUGUAAUUUAUUGGAACGUGUUCAGUUUAAAAGUUGAGUAAUGGUUUUUACCAGUUAGUCAGGGAAGAUUUCUACCAUAGGACCAAAGGAAUAAUCUUAAUAGUUUAAUUUGUGAUAAUGCAUUCAUGUGGGUGACCCAGAAAUGUAAAAUAUUUUUAUUUAACAGCCAUCUGGCUAUAAUUUACAAACCAUGUGUAAACUGCUCGGAAUUAUGUACAGAUAUACGGUCGUGUCAUUAUAAUUAUCUUUAGAACUUUAUUCACAAAAGUUCAAAAAAAAGAACAUACAAUGCUGCAUAUUCUUCUUCCCUUUGCAUGCAUUUUUUCUCCGUUAUUUUUAGUUCUGAAAGACAGGACUUGGCGAAGCUCAAUCGUGUUUUCUUAUCGAAAAGUCGUAUUAUCAAUCAUUAUACGUAUCAUGAUAAAUCAUUUGAAGGUUGCCGACAGGUCACGUGGACUGUGUAUUAUGGUGAUCCCAGGAUAUUCCCUUUAAUCAUAUCUUAUUCUUUUUGUCACGUCCUUCAUUUCGGCUUGAUAGAAGACUCAUACUUUAUGCGCGUACUACAUUUGUGUGACUCAUGUUUGUCGCGAAACACCUUGAGUAAUAUGCUUUUGAAACCAAAUAGAUUUCAAAAAAAUGGUACAAAAAUGAUAGCAUUAAUUAAAAAGUAUCGUCUUGAAUUGUUACAUUGGGAUAAAAGAAAUGUUAUCCUUUAAAGGUUUGUAAAUGUACUUACCUUUAACACAUUUCAUUUAACAUUCUCAUAUUGUAUUUAAUUAUAAGUUAAAUUGCUCAUAAAUGUAUGUUAAAAAGAAGUUCUAUUGUAUUAUUGUAUAACAAUACAGAUAUAGAAUGAAAUAUAUUUUAUUAUGCUAAUUAAUUUUAUUUUUACUUAAAAUUUACAAAUUAAUUCUUUUUAUUUCCAAUGUUACAAACAAAGAUGAUCAAUUCUAAUGAUAUAAUCUGCUUUUUCACACAUGUAGCCGACAGAAGUAUGAUAUAUUUUUUUUUAAUAUUACAUAUAUACAUAUAUAUUAGGUCAAGUUAACAAAUAAUGUAUAAAUAUGUUAUCCUGCUGUUUGAUAAUGACAGAAAUUAAUAUGAGCAAAAUUGUACUGAAAUCGUAAUUUCUGAAAGUUACAUUGUCUAUUUUCAGACAGAAGAUAUGCCAUGGGGAUGUAACCGCUACACGGACUCACUUGCACACUGCUUAAUAUAAUAUUAAGGUAAAGAUUUUGCAUAAUCUAAAAAGUCCAACAAAUCAUGAAUUUUA
Messenger RNA from Megachile rotundata (alfalfa leafcutting bee), 3387 nucleotides. Its product is annotated as luc7-like protein 3. Gene Ontology annotation, molecular function: mRNA binding. NCBI's taxonomy places the organism in Eukaryota, Metazoa, Arthropoda, Insecta, Hymenoptera, Megachilidae. Gene Ontology annotation, biological process: mRNA splice site recognition. The record is from RefSeq and is a predicted model, not a curated record. Gene Ontology annotation, cellular component: U1 snRNP.